This is a messenger RNA of Penicillium soppii, 1011 nucleotides long. Its product is annotated as Rag GTPase GTR1. Lineage: Eukaryota; Fungi; Ascomycota; Eurotiomycetes; Eurotiales; Aspergillaceae. Gene Ontology annotation, cellular component: nucleus; fungal-type vacuole membrane; Gtr1-Gtr2 GTPase complex. Gene Ontology annotation, molecular function: GTPase activity; GTP binding. The annotation marks the transcript as partial. The record is from RefSeq and is a predicted model, not a curated record. Gene Ontology annotation, biological process: positive regulation of TOR signaling; cellular response to amino acid stimulus; regulation of autophagy. The transcript has 2 exons.
AUGAUGGAUGCUCGAAAGAAGAAGAGAAAGGUGCUCUUGAUGGGAAAGAGUGGAUCGGGAAAGUCGUCCAUGCGCUCUAUCAUUUUCAGCAAUUAUGUCGCAAAGGAUGUCCGGCGCCUAGGCGCUACAAUUGAUGUCGAGCACAGCCAUGUCAAGUUCAUGGGCAACCUGACAUUGAACCUGUGGGAUUGCGGAGGACAAGAUGCAUUCAUGGAAACCUAUCUCGCCUCGCAACGAGGCAACAUCUUCUCCGACGUCGCAGUCCUAAUCUACGUUUUCGACAUCGAAUCCCGAGAAGUCGACCGCGAUCUGGACACCUACCACGCCAUAAUCGAAGCACUCCGCGAAUUCAGCCCCAACGCCUAUGUCUUCUGCCUGGUGCACAAAAUGGAUCUAAUCCAAGCCGAGCACCGCCAACGCAUCUACGAAGAGCGCUCCGCCGUAAUCCGCAGCCGAUCGGCCAACUUCCGUGUCGACACUUUCGCUAGCAGCAUCUGGGACCAAUCGCUGUACAAAGCCUGGGCAGGGAUCGUCCACAAGCUGAUCCCGAACUUGGUCGUCAUCGAGCGCUUCCUAAACGCAUUUUCAAAGAAAAUCAACGCAGAAGAAGUCAUUUUGUUUGAGCGAUCAACCUUCCUCACAGUCACAUCCGUGACUUCCGAAGUUGGCGAAUUAAACCCGAUCUACGAUCGCCACGAACGCCUCUCCAACAUCAUGAAGGCCUUCAAGCAUUGCGCAGCCCGCAACACGCUCACCACGCCUGCAUCUGCCGGCUUCGUCGUCAUGCACACCAAGACCCCACAGUUCAACAUCUUCCUUGGCCGCUUCACGGAUAACACCUAUAUCUUCCUUGUCGUGCCUCCUGGCGAGGCAUCCUACAACUGCGCCGUGCUGAACACCAUGCUCGCCCGCGAGGGCUUCUCGAAAGCAGCGGCCGGCGGCGGUGGCGAUGGCUUCCCCCUCCCUCCCCCAGAGUCAUUGGACGAUAGCAACGGGACUAAUGGGUCCGUU